Molecule: messenger RNA, 1515 nt
Organism: Cladocopium goreaui
Lineage: Eukaryota; Dinophyceae; Suessiales; Symbiodiniaceae
Source: the annotation of a GenBank genome assembly
AUGGCUUCGACCGACUUUUGCAUCUCAAAAGAAAGACUGCGGGUCUUUCGGGAAUGUUUGAAAGCAACGGCUACGACUCCGGAAGUUCUUCCGGACGGUGAUGACCUCUGGAAGGAUGGUUGGAGAAUUGUGGUUGAACUCUUGGAUCAGGCAGAAGGCAUGGCGCACUCGCAAGGGCAGCUGGACUGUGCGAAAUGCAUUGAAAGAUGCAAUCGCAUGAUUGAGAAAGUCAUGUCUGAGGAAAUGGCUGUGCUUCCAGACGUCUGUCGUCUCUGGACUCGGAACACAGACUGGGAUGGGCACUGGCCGCGGUUUGUGGAAAGGGUAGGUGCAUAUCAUCUGCGGCAGGUGGAAGAAGCGAUCCCCGCGCUGGAGCAGCUGCGACUGCGCUGGCAGGAGGUGGCUUGCGGCAUGGCGGACCGUCGCGUAUGUCGCUUGUGCGGCCUGGAGCAUGCUUCUGCUGCGGGCAGGAUGCAUGGUCGCUCCUUCUUUUGCACUGGUUGCUGGUCAGCAAAAGCGAUGCUGCAGCGCAACUUGGGAGACAGGACUGAACUGAAAGAUUUCAGUCCGGCCGAGACGCACUCCUUCUUUCGCGCCAUUGCGAAGGAAAAGGAGAAGCAGGGAGGUCGCAUUCAGUGGGUCACCGUGCGGGCCACACUUGUGAGAUCUCUGACAGAUCGCAGGAUCUCCACUUUUCGUGCUACGUGCACCCAAAAGGAGUUACCUCUGUCGGUGUGGGUUAACCAAGGCUGGGACAAGACCCUCGUGGAAGCGUGUCCCAAUCGGUUUUCCGAAGAACUGGGCACGCAAGUGUACGCUGUCCCCGUGCGGGAAUUGUCGUGGGGAGAAGAGUAUGCAAAGAUUGAGGAGCAAGUCCUGCGACAUGAGAGAGAGGGACAGAAAAGCAAGGGUGGAAAAAAGAAGAAGGAUAACGCUGCCAACGCAGAGGCGUCAUCCGAUGGAGAAUUGGAUUUGCCGGCUGCGGAAGGCAGUGUGUCCGAUAAGAAAGGAAAGCCGGAGGUGGAUCGCAAGAAGUUGUUGGCGAAGAACGUUGCGUUAGCUGACAAAGCCGCUAAGGCCUUGGGUCCCUUGCAAGGCACGGCCACAGGUGUCUCGAAGUUGCUGGAAAAAGUGGAGAAAAGCGGCUGUGAGAUUCCUGAGGGAAUCAAACAGUCGAAAGAUGAUUGCAUGGGCAAGCUCGAGACCUGGGUGACGGCGGCUCGUGAGUGCAUCAACGUGCAUGAGUCGACCCGCGAGCUGUGGAAGGACGCUGGUGGCGAUCUGCUGCCUUUGACGGCUUUGCCGUUCGAAGGCAAUGAUGUGAAGUUGCUGCUAAAGCAAGCAACGGAAGUGCAGAGCGCAUUGCGUUCCCUGCUGCCCAAAAAGGAGGCGAAGGCGAAGGCGGCGCCCAAGGCCAAUGCUGCGGCGAAAGCUUCGCCCAAGAAGAGGGCAGCUCGCAGCCACGACAGUGAGGGCGGUGACAAGCGCCGCAAAACUGGCAAGAGCCCCCCUUGA